Messenger RNA from Aspergillus novofumigatus IBT 16806, 948 nucleotides. Its product is annotated as putative phosphatidylserine decarboxylase. Lineage: Eukaryota; Fungi; Ascomycota; Eurotiomycetes; Eurotiales; Aspergillaceae. Bases 1 to 948 code for a protein of 315 amino acids. The transcript has 4 exons. Gene Ontology annotation, biological process: phospholipid biosynthetic process. Gene Ontology annotation, molecular function: phosphatidylserine decarboxylase activity. The record is from RefSeq and is a predicted model, not a curated record.
AUGUCUGGCAUCUUCGACUAUAUCCACCAGCUGGUGGACCAGGUGUUCGCCUUCACCAAGCUCAUCCAGAAUCGCGAAGUUGGAUGGAUGACAGUCGACCGCAAGACCGGCGAAUACAAGCGCGAGAAGCAAGCACUAUGGAAGAAGUUCAAGCUGCUGCUACUCUUCAACCCGUUGAUAGAAUGGAUUGAUCAGACUCAUCUCAUCCGAAUGUAUACGCACGAGAAGAACCUCGCUGCAGUUCGACCCAUCCGAUCCAGAGAAAUACGAGACAUUCGAGGACUUCUUCGUGCGGAAGCACGCCCCGGCGCACGACCAAUCCAUGCACCGAACGACCCCACAAAGGCCACCGUCGUUGCUGACUCACGAGUCGUCGUCUAUCCAACCGUCGAAGCUACUCGCAGGCUCUGGAUCAAGGGUUCCGAGUUCACCACUGCCAAUCUCAUUAAAGACAAGGACCGCGCAAAGGCGUGGGAGAACGGCGCGGUGGCAAGCUUCCGUCUGAGUCCCCAGGAUUACCAUCGGUACCACUCCCCCGUCGAAGGCAAGGUGAAGUGGUAUAAGCAGAUUCCCGGGGAUUACUUCCAGGUUGAUCCCGUGGCGCUGCAGAGUUCGGUCAACAUCCUGACGGAGAAUGCGCGGUGCUGUGUGUGCAUUGAGACUGAGGAUUUCGGGCUUGUUCUUUUCGUGGCCAUCGGUGCUACUGAUGUCGGGACCGUGGAAUUCAAUGAGGAAAUGAUGACUGCGGGACACCAUGUGAAGAAAGGCGAUGAAAUCGGGCUUUUCCAAUUUGGCGGCUCAAGUAUCCUAGUGGCUUUCGAGAGAGAUCGGAUUCGAUUCGACGAGGAUCUGGAGAAGUUGAGCCAUCAGCAGAUCAUGGUGGAUGUUGAGUCACAGCAAGCCUUUAAAAUGUCUAGUCACAUGCUCCUCUCCAGGAGGAUACGCUAA